UGUUAGAGACAAGCAACAUCUGACUGUGUAUUGAUGUUUACCACAUCUGUGAUGAAGUGGACUGUAUUGGUCAGUAUGUUGCACCUGGUGUUGGGGCAGAAUCUGUUACUAAAUGGAGAGAUCGAGUCGAUGACCCACUGGGACUGCUGUUGCUUCAAAUGCGAGUUGACCACUGUCCAUCAUCAAGGACAACAUGCUAUCAAGGUCACAGGAAGAACACAAGACUGGAAUGGUCCGUCCCAGACGUUGGUUAAUGUCAAGCCAAGUGGCCGGUACCGCGUCUCUGGAUAUGCAAAACUAUUAAAUGACCUCCCUAAUGAGAUCGGUCAGAAUAUCGGGAUGGACGUAGAGGUUACGUUUAAUGAUGGGAGGAAGACGUAUAUAUCGGCCGCUUUCAAUCCGCUGACCAGGGUCAGUGAUGGCUGGGUUCACGUCAAAGGAGAUUUCGACAUUCCGGCACAAGAUGUGAAGUCCAGUAGGUUGUACUGGCAGGGGCCUUCCCCCGGAGUCAACUUUGUCGUGGAUUCCAUCUCAUUGACGGAUCUAACAGAAAACACCAACUGGAGGGGCGAGUCGGAUGCAGUCAUUGACAGAGUCAGGAAGAGCGACAUCAACUUCAAGGUUACACUAUCUGGAGAUGUAAAGUCCGACGAUGUUGAAAUAGACGUCAUACAAACAAAGAAGGCCUUUCCGUUUGGCACUGCCGUGACGUGCAAAGACUACCUCAACGGUGACCAGAGGUAUCAGGAUUUCAUCAACAAACAUUUCAACUGGGGCGUGACACAGAACGCAAUCAAGUGGGACCUGAUGGAACAACAACAGGGUCAUAUAGAUUACGACACGCCGAUUAACGCAAUCAAGAAGCUCAGAUCAAAUGGGUUGAAGGUCCGCGCCCACAACAUCGUAUGGUCUGUGCCGCAGUUCGUCCCCCAGUGGGUUCGUCCCAUGACAGGGAAUACCUUGCGGCAGACUGUCCAUUACAGGGUUCAAGACAUCGUCAACAGAACCAAAGACCUGGUCGAACACUGGGACGUCAACAACGAGAACCUCCACGGCUUCUGGUUCCAGAACACUCUCAACGACAGAGACUACAACCUAGAAAUAUUCCGUAUCGCCCACCAAGCUGGUCCUAAAGUGAAGCUGUUCCUCAAUGACUACAACGUUGUUGCUGAUGGAGGGUUCACAAUGGCAUACAAGAAUCAAGCUAUUCGCUUUAAAAACGCUAACGUUGGACUGUAUGGAGUCGGUGUACAAUGUCACUUUGCUGACAAUGUCAAACCAGACCCAACGCUGAUCAAGGAGCAUCUGGACACCAUAGCCCAGGCUGGAGUACCUAUCUGGGUGACGGAGUUGGACGUGUAUCAGACAGACGAGAAGAUCCGGGCCGACUGGUACGAGACGGCUUUCAGGGCCUUUUACGGGCACCCUGCUGUCGAAGGGAUCAUGUUCUGGGGGUUCUGGAGCAAUAACCAUUACCGUGGAGAACCUGCUUCCCUCGUCACCGGCAGCUCCUUCAGGGUGAAUGCAGCCGGACAACGAUACCUGGACCUCACAGAGAAACAAUGGAUGACAAACGAGACUCACGCUUUGUCUCAGACUGGAAAUGCCUUCAAAGUCAGGGGUUUCCAUGGUGAUUAUGACGUGAUAGUGAAGGUCCGUGGCAAGGAAGUCCCGACCCUUAAGAAGACUUUCACCCUAGGAAAAUCGGCUCAUACUGUUAAUAUCAAUGUGCACCAAUAAAGUCGCCCUCUACAUGUA
Messenger RNA from Haliotis rubra (blacklip abalone), 1758 nucleotides. RefSeq names its product endo-1,4-beta-xylanase 1-like. The transcript has 12 exons. Gene Ontology annotation, molecular function: hydrolase activity, hydrolyzing O-glycosyl compounds. The coding region runs from base 34 to 1740 and encodes 568 amino acids. NCBI's taxonomy places the organism in Eukaryota, Metazoa, Mollusca, Gastropoda, Lepetellida, Haliotidae. Gene Ontology annotation, biological process: carbohydrate metabolic process. The record is from RefSeq and is a predicted model, not a curated record.